AUUGGAUUUGGGUAUAUAGCAAUUAUAAUCUCAAUUCACAAAGACUAAUGAAUCACGUGAAUCAGGACAUGCAAAGCGCAGUCGAAUGCUGGAAAAAGAAAUGAAUAAAAUCAGAAUGGGUUUAACGUUGAUAGCUUAGAAUAUAGUAAACGCUGCUGUCCUUCAAGAUCUGAAUCAUAUAUUAACUAUGUUAUCAUCUACCGUUCUAUUCUAAAUAGAAAAAUAAAUAAAUAACAAGAAUGGGUACUGUACAGUGAAGAUGGUGAUUUAAUGUACCUCGUUAAGAAGGAAGAAAAAACAAUCUCAAGUGAUCACAGAAAAGUUGACUUUCUAGAGCAGCAAUAUGUGGAAGCUGGAGAUAGCUGAAGGCAAUGGUCCAUGGCUGCUUAGCACUAACAAUUUCGUCGGCAGACAGAUUUGGAAGUUCGACAAUGAAGCUUCCUCAAUAUCAAAUGGACAAGGAACCCAAACCCAAUAUUUUCAACCCAAUUUCAACUCACAUCGGCAUCGUGUUAGACCAAGCAGCGACAUGCUUAAGAAUUUUCAGCUGAUCAAAGAAAACAACGUAGAUUUAAGCAUUGAACCAGUGAGAUUUGAAGAAGAUGAAGUGGUGAAAAAUGAAAAAGCCGAAAUUGCUUUAAGGAAAGCAUUUCGAUUCCUUUCAGCUACCCAAGCUUGUGAUGGACAUUGGCCUUCAGAAAAUUCAGGCCCAUUGUUUUGCUUACCUCCUUUGGUUAUGGUGUUGUACCUUACUGGAACAACUGAUAUAGUUCUAUCUUCAGAACACAAGAGGGAGAUUCUACGUUAUAUUUAUAAUCAUCAAAAUAAAGAUGGAGGAUGGGGUUUCCAUAUAGAAGGACAUAGCAUCAUGAUGAACACGACCCUGAAUUAUGUUGCUCUCCGUUUGCUCGGGGAAGGAACUGAUGGCGGCAAAGAUGGAGCUGUUGAGAAGGCUCGGAAUUGGAUACUUGAUCAUGGUGGCGCAACGAUGGUACCCUCAUGGGGCAAAGCUUAUCUUUCGGUACUAGGAUUAUAUGAAUGGUCAGGGUGCAACCCAAUGCCCCCAGAACUAUGGCUUCUCCCUUCAUAUCUUCCUUUGGGACCAAGUAAGCUAUGGUCUUACAUGCGCAAUUUUUUUGCACCACUGUCUUACUUUUAUGGGAAGAAAUUCGUGGGUCCGAUAAGUGAGCUAAUUGUGUCAUUGAGGGAUGAAAUUUAUAACCAAUCAUAUGAUACGAUAGAUUGGAAUAAAGCUCGCCACUUGUGUUCAGAGGAAGACGUGUAUUUGCCAUUUCCCAGGGUGCAAAUUCUUCUUUGGGACUAUCUUUAUUACAUUGUCGAGCCGGUUCUAAAUUGCUGGCCGUUCUCCAUGUUAAGAGAGAAAGCUCUUCAGAUAGCUAUGAAAGUAGUUCACUAUGAGGAUGAAAAUACUCGAUUCUUAACUCAAGGAAGCACCCAAAAGGUUCUGAAUAUGAUGGCCUGUUGGGCAGAGGAUCCAAAUCCAACUUCAGAUUCACUACAAUUUCACCUGGCAAGAGUUCCAGAUUUCUUAUGGUUAGCUGAAGAUGGAAUGAAAAUGCAGUUAAACGGUGGUAGCCAGUUCUGGGAUGCCGUUUUGGCUACUCAAGCAAUCAUCUCAAGUAAUCUAACCGAUGAAUAUGGUUCAACUCUCAGAAAAGCAAAUGAGUUCAUAAAAAUGUCACAGAUUCUAGAAAAUCCAUCAGGUGACUUUCAAAGUAUGCACCGCCAUGCAAGUAAAGGAGGUUGGCCUUUCUCUAUUCCAGAUGAGGGAUGGCAAACCUCAGAUGGCAUAGCUGAAGCUUUGAAGGCAAUACUCUUACUCUCACAGAUGCCACCAGAAAUCGUAGGCGAAACAAUUGAAGUAGAGCGAUUGUAUAAUGCUGUAAAUGCCCUCUUGUCAUUACAGAGCAAAAAUGGUGGUUUUACUGCCUGGGAGCCAGUAAGAGGACCUCAAUGGAUGCAGAAGAUAAAUCCGACUGAACUGUUUGCUGCUGCAGCAAUUGAGCGUGAGUAUGUUGAAUGCACUUCAUCAGCCAUCCAAGCUCUUGUGUUGCUCUCUCAUUUAUAUCCUCAAUACCAAAAGAAAGAAAUCAAAACUGCUGUGGCUAAGGCAGUACAAUUUGUUGAAGGUUCACAAAUGGCAGAUGGUUCUUGGUAUGGAAACUGGGGGAUUUGCUAUACAUAUGGCACAUAUUUUGCUUUAGCAGGGCUAUCAGCUGUCGGUAAGACUUGUCAGAACAGCCAAAUUGUCCAUAGAGCUUGUCAAUUUUUGCUUUCAAAACAGCAAGAGUCUGGUGGAUGGGGAGAAAGCUACUCAUCAUGCCCUAAUAUGGAAUAUAGACAUUUAGCUGAAGGGAGCUGGUCACAUCUUGUGCAAACUUCAUGGGCAAUGAUGGGUCUGAUUCAUGCAGGACAGGCUGAUGUCGAUCCGGAACCUUUACAUAAAGCAGCAAGACUAUUGAUUAACUCACAAAUGGAAAGUGGUGAAUUUCCUCAGCAGGAACUGACAGGGUUCUGCUUGAGGACUUGUAUGAUACACUAUGCUGCAUACAGAAAUAUAUUCCCAUUAUGGGCUCUAGGCGAAUAUCGUAGGCAUGUGCUUUUGCCUUCAUAAGCGAUAUAGGUUCUCAGAGGAUCUAGGAAUUAUCAAUACCGUUAAUUGAUGCUUACUUAGUAUUUUUUUCUCUAAUCAAUUCAAAUAGUUUUCAGCCCUUUUGGUGUUGUAAAUAUGAUUCCUCCAAUAAACUUGUAAACAUUAUGCUGAUCUCAGUAACUCAGGCUUAUUUAAAGGGUAUAAGAAAGAAACUAAGUGAGUAGAUAUUGUAAAAGGAAAUACCAUAUUCAAGGUGUAAAACUCGCAAACAAAUGAAAAUAUAUGCAUAGUUCAAUUGA
This is a messenger RNA of Gossypium arboreum, 2913 nucleotides long. RefSeq names its product beta-amyrin synthase-like. Gene Ontology annotation, cellular component: lipid droplet. The coding region runs from base 344 to 2635 and encodes 763 amino acids. The transcript is spliced from 17 exons. Gene Ontology annotation, biological process: triterpenoid biosynthetic process. Gene Ontology annotation, molecular function: beta-amyrin synthase activity. Lineage: Eukaryota; Viridiplantae; Streptophyta; Magnoliopsida; Malvales; Malvaceae. The record is from RefSeq and is a predicted model, not a curated record.